This is a messenger RNA of Scomber japonicus (chub mackerel), 1578 nucleotides long. RefSeq names its product alkaline phosphatase, intestinal, tandem duplicate 1 (gene alpi.1). The record is from RefSeq and is a predicted model, not a curated record. Gene Ontology annotation, cellular component: plasma membrane. Lineage: Eukaryota; Metazoa; Chordata; Actinopteri; Scombriformes; Scombridae. The coding region runs from base 193 to 1578 and encodes 461 amino acids. The transcript has 11 exons. Gene Ontology annotation, molecular function: alkaline phosphatase activity. Gene Ontology annotation, biological process: dephosphorylation.
CUCCUGCUCAUCCUUCUGGGUCCCAUCCUGCUGGCUGUACAUUGGGUCGCUACGGAAAGCCAAGAGCUGAACGAACGUGAGAAAGAGCCAUCCUAUUGGGAUGCUCAGGCAAGGGCAACACUGGAUGCUGCGCUGAAACUCCGCCCUCAGGAGCAUCAGGCCAAGAACAUCAUCCUGUUCCUCGGCGACGGGAUGGGUGUGUCCACAGUGUCUGCAGCCCGAAUUCUGCAAGGUCAGAUGGAGGGCAAGGCUGGGGAGGAGACGAUGCUGACCAUGGACACCUUUCCGUAUGUGGCCCUUUCUAAGACCUACAGUGUGGAUAAACAGGUAGCAGACAGUGCUAGCACAGCUACAGCCUACCAUUGUGGGGUGAAAGCCAACGCUAAAACAGUUGGACUCAGCGCUAACGCAGUGGCCUAUGAGUGCAACACCACCUUUGGUAACGAGGUCUACUCAGUACUACGACGUGCAAAAGCACAAGGAAAAUCAGUUGGUAUUGUAACCACCACUCGUGUCCAGCAUGCCUCACCAGCCGCUGCCUAUGCGCAUUCCGUCAGCCGGAGCUGGUACAGUGAUGCUGAUCUUCCUUAUAACGCAGUGCGUCAGGGCUGUGUUGACAUUGCCACCCAGCUGGUCACCAAUGUUGACAUUGAUGUGAUUUUGGGGGGAGGGAGGAUGUACAUGACCCCAAAAGGCACUCCAGACCCUGAGUACCCAACCUCCAACUCUCGCAAAGGGGAGCGCAAAGACAAGAGGAACCUCAUUGACGUGUGGCUGAAGGCUAAACCAAACAAGAAGUCACACUAUGUUUGGCACAGGAAGGAGUUUGAUGAGAUAAAUGUUAAAACUACUGAUCGACUCAUGGGUCUGUUUGAACCAAAGGACAUGAGAUUUGAGGUUUUCCGGAAUGACACACGUGACCCCUCCAUUGUGGAGAUGACAGAGAAGGCCAUUCAAAUUCUCAGCAAGAAUCCCAAAGGAUAUUUCCUGUUUGUGGAAGGAGGGAGAAUUGAUCAUGGUCACCAUGACGGCAUUGCCAAACUGGCACUGACAGAAACUGUGAUGUUCGACCAAGCAGUUCAUCGUGCUGCACAACUAACCAAAGAAUCAGAUACACUGACUAUUGUCACUGCUGACCACUCUCAUGUCUUCACCUUUGGUGGUAACACACCUCGAGGAAAUCCAAUCUUUGGUCUGGCACCAAAGAAAGCUGAUGACAAAAUGCCCUUCACCAGCAUCCUGUAUGCCAAUGGCCCUGGUUACAUCCAUAUAAAUGGAACCAGAGGGAACAUCUCAAUGGUGGAUUAUUAUGAUGAGGAAUACAUGCAGCAGGCUGCCGUCCCGCUCGAUGCCGAGACGCACGGCGGGGAAGAUGUUGCCAUCUAUGCCAAAGGCCCAAUGGCUCACCUGUUCCACGGGGUGAAAGAGCAGAACUACGUGGCACAUGUCAUGGCCUAUGCUGCUUGCUUGGAGCCCUACAGGAACUGCCCUCCUCACCCCUACGUGUCCACCAGCUGUGUGAACACACCAUCAAGCCUCCUGUUUGGCAUAAUUGGCCUUCUCUGGCUGUUCAGAUGA